GUAAGGGAGGAAGCGACUUCUCUUCAACAUGGCGGCGACCAUAGACAACAGCAAUGCCGUACAGGCGACAAAGAAAAAGCACCUCGGGAUCCCCGAAGCGGUGUUUGUGGAGGACGUCGACUCGUUCAUGAAGCAGCCCGGCAACGAGACGGCAGACUCGGCGCUCAGGAGGCUGGACGAACAGUACCAGAAAUACAAAUACAUGGAACUCAACCUGUCUCAGAAGAAACUCCGGUUGAAAAACCAGAUCCCACAGAUCACCCAGACGCUAGAAAUCCUCCGACACAUGCAGAAGAAAAAGGAAACCACGGAGCCCAUGGAAACGCACUUCCUGCUGGCCGACAACGUUUACUGCAAGGCCUCCGUGCCGCCCACUGACAAAGUUUGCCUAUGGUUAGGGGCCAACGUCAUGUUAGAAUACAACAUCGACGAAGCCCAGGCUCUCCUAGAGAAGAACCUGUCCACGGCGUCUCGCAACCUGGAGACGCUCGAGGAAGACCUGGACUACCUGAGAGACCAGGGCACCACCACCGAAGUCAACAUGGCGCGAGUCUACAACUGGGACGUAAAGAGGAGGAGCAAAGAAAACCUCCUGAAAUCCGCAGCCAAGUCUUAAUUAAACAGAACAGUGUCUAUGUUCCUCCCCCCUCUCCUCUGCUAACUUCCUCCUUAGUCAUUAAAAGAAAAAUAAACCCCGAGCUGAAGUCAUGCGUAUGUUGACCCCUUUCUGACCGCCGGAGCUCGGCUCACGGAGGCCUCGUCUGAAACGUUACUGGAAGUUUGAAGCUGCUCCGGUCGAGCGUUUUUGUCAUAGUUCAGUCUUUCCUCAUCGGCGUCUCCUCCGUCAAACCUCCACCACUACUGUUUUCUGUUGAUUUUUCUUUCUUUUUUUACUUUUUAAAGUAUUUUUUCAAGUAAAAACUAACGUCAACAAGGCAGUUUUGUAUUCUUUUUAUUGAUUUAACUGUGUUCCGCUUUUUAAAAAAAAGUUGUUAUUAUUAUUUAUGUCUUCCGGCAGAUCAGAAAUGAGGGUUUACUUACACCAUCCUGUCCUCCAUGGAUUUUCCUCCUGUGUCUUCCACUAAAAACUUUCUCUCAGACGGCAUCGACACGCACAUCAUUACACGGUUUCCGUUUCCUCCCAUAGAGCCUGGCCAGUAUAGCUCUCGAAUAAACUGGUUUUGCCUUGUAAACUUUGGUUCCCACUUCCUGCGACUUGCAGGGUUUCACAGAGAUCAGCAGGAUUCCUCCGCCAGACCUGCCGCAGUUCUCCGUCCUCUGACCUUCCUCUCCAUAUUUCCUCCUUCUCUGUCUUCCUCCUCUCCUUGCCACUGUUCUGUCUGUAUUUAUUUGUCUUCCACUGUAUUCAUUAAACAAUGAAUGAAGUAAAAAAAAAAAGA
Molecule: messenger RNA, 1400 nt
Organism: Xiphophorus maculatus (southern platyfish)
Lineage: Eukaryota; Metazoa; Chordata; Actinopteri; Cyprinodontiformes; Poeciliidae
Gene: vbp1
Product: VHL binding protein 1
Exons: 6
Coding region: 29-616 (195 amino acids)
Biological process (GO): tubulin complex assembly; protein folding; microtubule-based process
Cellular component (GO): cytoplasm; prefoldin complex
Molecular function (GO): tubulin binding
Source: RefSeq, a predicted model, not a curated record